This is a messenger RNA of Aaosphaeria arxii CBS 175.79, 725 nucleotides long. RefSeq lists its product as uncharacterized. Lineage: Eukaryota; Fungi; Ascomycota; Dothideomycetes; Pleosporales. The transcript has a single exon. The coding region runs from base 90 to 473 and encodes 127 amino acids. The record is from RefSeq and is a predicted model, not a curated record.
AAGGGCGAGGAAAAGUAAAGCAAGGCAAGGCAAGGGAAAAAACGAAAAAACAAUGCAUUUCCGAUAUCUUGCACCUCAGAGCCGAUGGGAUGUCCACCCCUCAUUCAAUCUACUGCUCAAAGAUAGCGACAUACUCGACAGAACCAGUAACCACCAAGUUCCUCAUUCGGACAGCGUGUAACGCAGCAGCAUGUGCAACUGCAUCGUCCUCGUCCCCGUCUUCGUCGAAUGUUACACAAUCGUCCGUGUGUGUUUUGUGCACGCUUUGUUACUGGAAAUGUGGGAACGCGGGUUGGGGGGAGGGAGGGUUACGGCGACACGCUGUGCGCCAGUCGUGUUCCGCUCGUCGAUUCCAAAUCAUGGAGAGCCGGGCGGGUUUGGUUUGUGUGCGACUGAGGGGGUUGGGUUCGUUGAACAAGGCAAUACGGGGUACGAAGUUGUGCUUUGGACUUUGGUUCACUGACAAAUACUGAGAGGAGCACACCCGACAUAUUUGCAUCAGUAACACGCGGAAGCAGAAGAUGACAGCAGUUUGGAGAUAUGUUGAAUUUGUCUGAGAUAAUAUGAAAACGGGGAGUCGGGCCGAGUAUCAAAACAAAAGGUAUUUACUUCCAAUCUCCGGAUACAAAAAGAAGAUCUGGGAGCGAGACAAGAGUGGGAAAGUUUCGGCUCUCUAUAGCUGCUUUUUAUUUCCUUCCCCCAUCCACCGUGGAUUUCAUCAUCAG